Oenanthe melanoleuca is the source of this 3669-nucleotide messenger RNA. Its product is annotated as hydrocephalus-inducing protein-like. Gene Ontology annotation, cellular component: axoneme. The annotation marks the transcript as partial. Gene Ontology annotation, biological process: cilium movement; axonemal central apparatus assembly. The transcript has 25 exons. NCBI's taxonomy places the organism in Eukaryota, Metazoa, Chordata, Aves, Passeriformes, Muscicapidae. The record is from RefSeq and is a predicted model, not a curated record.
AAUUAUUCCCACCAGCUCGUCUGCCUCACUCCAAGGGAACAGGUGGUUGUGCCCAUUCGGGCCAUUGCAGCCCGAGCCAUCCUGGAGUUCCCUGAGCAGCUGGACUUCUCGCAGUGCCCGGUCAAGUACAGCACCCAGAAAACUGUGCUGCUUCGCAACGUCGGGAGCCUGGAAGCUCAUUUCCAGAUGAGCACCCAGAGUCCUUUCUCCGUGGUUCCAGCCAGCGGAACUCUGGGCGUUGGUGACACCAUGCAGGUGACAGUGGGAUUUCACCCGCUGACAACUGGUGACCAUUCUGGGUCCCUGGCAGUGUGCUGCAACACAGGUGAAAGAAUCCACACAAACCUUCACGGAGAAGCUGUAGAUGUUGCCGUUGAGUUGAGCACAAAUUCCGUGAAGCUUGGGAAGACUUUCAUCACCAUGUCAAACUACACAACCAUGUUCAUCAGAAACAGGAGUAACAUCACAGCCCACUUCCAGUGGAAGGCUUUUCGUACUGAGGAAGAUGAGGCUGAAGAGAAGAGGAGGCAGUGCUACUUGCUGCAGCCACUGAACGAGGCGCCGCUGAAAACCUCCAUUGGGGAGGAAAAUAUAGAGCAGGAGAUGGCAAAGGUGCAAGAAGACCCCAUGCUGUUCUCCGAUGACAUUUUUUCCAUUGAGCCAAUGGAGGGAGAGAUUGGGCCUAAUCGUUGUGCCAAAAUCAAGGUGACCUUUAAACCCCUAGAAGAACUAGAGUAUCGAAGUGUGGCUUACUGCGACAUCUCAGGCUGUGAGAGCAGGCUGCCCCUGCGCCUCAGAGGGGAAGGCCAAGGACCCUUGGUUGAACUCAGCAAUCGUACACUCAACCUUGGGAACAUUUUACUCAACACUCCCUACGUCUAUGAGGUGAAACUGAUUAACCAAGCAGCUAUUGAUGCUCCCUUCACCUAUAUCCAUACAACUGCAAAUGUGGGCUACUGCUUCAAAUUUGCACCUGAGAAGGGCACCAUUGCACCAGGUGGGAUCCAGACCAUCCAGAUCUCCUUCAAUGCCAACAUACUGGGGAGCUUUGAGGAACAAUUCCAGUUCAUUGUGGCUGGAUCUCCUACGUCUGCAAUCCUGACAAUCAAGGGGUUUGUCACUAGACCGAGUGUACACUUUGACAUCGAGGAGAUCGACUUCGGUGACAUUUCCUUUGGCUUUCCCUACACCAAGACCUGUCGCCUCACUAACCCCUCCCCAGUGCCCCUGACGUUCAAGCUCCGCAUGUCUGACGAUGGCACACAGCCUGCUGUUAAUUGCUUUGAUCAAAUACGCAAGCCUAAUGACCCAUCCUGGAGGGACGGAAUUCAUUUUGAUGUGGAGCCAAGGGAGUUUACAAUGAAUCCCAGCCAAGGGACCAUCCUUCCCUGGGAACACCAGGAUAUCGAGGUGACCCUGUGUCCCAAAACCGUGAUGGAAUUCUACCGGAGAAUGCUGGUGGACCUGGAGGGUAUUGGCAAUGGAGUGGCAUCACUGACCAUCACAGCCAGAUGUCUCGUUCCUGAGCUGCAAGUGUACCCCCAUGUCCUGCUGUACGACGAGUGCCGCCUGAAGGUGCCAUACGAGAGGAAGUUCCUCGUUGUGAAUAACACCGACCUUCCUGGCUGCUACGGGCUCAUUCCCCAGAAACACAAGGAGGACACUCCUGUGUUCUACUCCAGCCGCAAACCCUGUGGGAUUGUCCAGCCUCACAGCGUUGCAGAGAUUCCAGUUGUAAUCGAAGUCCAAAGAUUGGGCAAGCAUCGCACCGAUGUUCUUGUCGGAGUGUUCGGGGAUGAGAGAAACCCACGGCCGCUGUGGAUGGAGCUGCAGCCAGGCGAGUCUGCGGACGUGGUGCUGCAAGGCUUCUCCCGCAUCCUGCAGGAGGUGCAGGAUUAUGUGAUGUGUGGAGCUGUCAUCGGGACAACUGGCAGGUUGGAGAGAAUAAUAGAAACAACCAUUACCUGCAAGUUUAUUGAUCCUUCAAUAGAAAUAUCAGCCAGACAAUUCUCUUUCCGGGUGGAGAAGAAACCCAGUGAUGUCCUAGCUCUGCAGUACAAGCCUUUGUCUUUAAAAAACACCUGCCCCCUGCCACUGGACCUCAUGCUGGAAGUGGAACAGCCAUUUCUGAUCUGCGAUGUGGACCAGCAGCCCCUCCCAGAUGAGCAGCUUGUGACACUGGAUGUAGGGCAGACCUGCCAUCUCUACGUGGCAUUUGACCCAGCUUAUGAACUGGACUUUAGUAGCUGGAAGGAAGAGAAGGUGCUGAAGAUAAACAUGGUCAAUGGCCAUCCUUAUAUGGAGUGUAUCUCCCUUCGGGGAGAAGCCCACUUCCCCAAUCUCCAGAUCCAGCCCAGCAGCCUGGAGUUUGGCUGCAUCCUGGCUGGCACUGAAGAAGUGCGUUCUCUGGAGAUGACCAACUGCAGCCCCCUGCCUGUCCAGUACCACUGGUCAUUCCAUCCGGACAGCCAGGUGCUGCCAUCUACUUCUGAAAAGUAUUACAUCCCACUAGGCUUGGGGGGAUUCAGGUUAUCCACGGAUGUACCGUGCACUCCCCUCAAAGUGGAGAAGGCUUUCAGUAUCCUGCCGCAGUCGGGUGUGCUGCAGCCGGGAGAGAGACAGCGAGUCUCCUUCACCUUCUCUGGCCACCCCGACACCCUGGCCAGUGCCACGGCCCUGUGCCACGUGGAGGGAGGCCCCACCUACGAGGUGGAGCUGACUGGGGAGGCCUCAUGUGUCAGCUACUCCCUGAGCCACAGGAAGAUCAACUGCGGCUCUCAGAUGUUUAAUGAAACUCAUCACAGCACAGUCACCCUGGCCAACACUGGCAAGAUUAAAUUCAACUGGCUGCUAAACCUUAGCACUGCAGAGCAGUAUCUGCCUGGAGUGUUUCUGGUCAACCCCACUGCUGGCUCCAUUGCACCUGGUGAGAAGGAAGUGCUGAAAUUCUCUUACAUGCCAGGGGUACCAGGAGCCUUCAGCAGGACUUUCCAGCUUAAAGUGGGUGACCUGGAGCCAGAAAAUAUCUGCCUGAAAGGAGAAGCAUUCUUUCCCAUGAUCACUGUGAACCUGCCCUGGAACAUUGAAGGAAAUGAAAAAUAUGAACCCCUGCAACAAUACAGUCAGAGGAGAAAAUCAGCUCUUCAGAAGAAGACUCAGAGCCCAAAGACUGGGACCUUGAAGACUUGGAACCUGAAGCCCCGCGUGCCUGCCUCUGGCAUUGCAUCAAACGCUCAGCUGCAGAUAGAGACGGUGAUGAAGCUGGUACAGGAGCCUGCUCUGGAGCUGCAGGAAAAGCUCCCAUUCCAUCCCCCACACAGCAGGUUCCCUGACAAGGAGCUGUGCCAGAGUCUUGUCAAAGUUGAGCUGCCUGAGUAUGUCCUGGACAUGGGUGCUGUAAGAAAGGGUUACCCUGAGAGACGUACUCUGGCCAUCACCAACCCUGGGCAGAUCCCAGUGUCCUUCCAGGUCGAUGUGUCUGCCCUGCAGGACACAGGUUUCAGAGUGAAUCUGGACCAGAUACAGGACCUGCCUCCCAGACACACCGUAACGAUGGAAGUGUGCUUUGAAAGUACCCACCAGUCACGGGGUGACGUGGAUGUGCUGCUGCCCAUAGAGGUACCACAGCUCUUGGGGCAGGCAGCAGGUGGCAAAAGACCCCACAUAUAA